GUAUGGAAAUUACGGCUAAGGGAUCACAUGAAAGAAGAGCAUAAUAUUAGCGGCUAUUCCACUGAGAAGAAGAGGGCAGAGUUGUCCUGCACUUGGCCUGACUGUGGCCUCUCAUUCAGAUCCCAAGCGGCUCUCGACAAGCACUACGGGGGACAUACCGGUGAUCUGCCCUUCAAGUGCCAGUGGCCGGGAUGUGAUCAACAAUACGACAAACCGUCGCGACUGGACGGACACAUGACAAUGCAUACGGGAGAGAAGCCAUACGAGUGUGAUUGGCCCGAAUGUGGCAAAUCAUUUCGACACUUAUCCACACUUCGAUGCCAUAGUUUUACUCAUAACAGAGACACUCCUCGAAAGCAUGUCUGCUAUUAUCCCGGAUGUGAGAAAUCAUUUAUCUGUCCCUCAAAGCUAACGGAACACGUGUUCAGCACCCAUAAGAAGGACGAGAAGCCAUUCAAAUGCCAUCACGAGGGCUGCAAAUCCACGUUCAUAUCCAAGAAGAAUAUGAGAUUACGUAAAGAUACACGCGUCGACGCGGCCCCGAUUCUGGUGCUCCAUAACGGGGUGUAA
Messenger RNA from Medioppia subpectinata, 570 nucleotides. NCBI's taxonomy places the organism in Eukaryota, Metazoa, Arthropoda, Arachnida, Sarcoptiformes, Oppiidae. The record is from the annotation of a GenBank genome assembly.